CCAACAUACUAGUGAUGAGUUAUCGUGGAAGAGGCAGGGGAGGUUUCUACAACAACAACCGUGGAAACUUCAACCAAAACCAGGGACAAGGCCCCAAUACAAACAAUGUUCCCACAUCGCAGAACAUCAACCAAUUCAUCUCCGGCAACUCGAUACCAGUGGAAAUUCUAGGCUGGAACGGUGCCUCAAUGGAAGAUUGUGUCAAGUUCAUCUCCAGAAAGUGCCGGAUCGUGGUACUGAACGCCUCCAUCGACCCUCAGUCGGGAGCUAUGAAAGGGUACGUCAAGUCGCAGAAGGAUGCCGACGACUUGUGUAACUGGUCGGGUGUCAAAUUUGCUGGCCAGUCUUUGAAGAUCACCAAGGCCAUAGGUGCUGGCGCCACCACCACCGCCGUGGGCUCUUCCACCAUUGAGACUAUCACCGCCUUCUUGAAGUCUCGAUACCUGCCAGAAAUGAAGUUGUUGAACUUGACAGCGGUGCAAGCAGACCCAACGUUGCAGUCAAAAGGGUUUUUUGCGACCAUAUCCACCACGUCCAAGUUCUUCCCGGCGUUGAUGAAGGUGGCUCACGAGCUCAAGAUUGAGGUCGAUAGUAUCGACUUGUCGGGCAACAACUUGACGGAUUUGCUGACGAUUUCCACGCUUUCAACGACGUUUCCUACUUUGAAAAAUUUGUCGCUUCUGAAUAAUGCCAUUUCCAGGUUGAAGGUUUUUGAAACCUGGCGCCACAAGUUGAACUUGUUGCGUGAGUUGAUCAUCACUGGUAACCCGAUCUUGAACCAGGCAAAUCCACAGGAAAUCAAGGCCGAAUUGAUGAAGUCGUUCCCACGGUUGAUAGUGGUCAACGGAGAAGUAUUGCGAAAUGAAGCCAUGUUGAACUCGAUCUUGGCGUUCCCGUACCCCAAUCCACAGCAGAUGUUCUUUCAGGACGAGGAGAUCCAGGGAAUGUCGACAAACUUUGUCACCAGCUUUUUUGGACUUUGGGACUCAAAUCGCAGAGACUUGAUCCAGCUCUAUCAGGCCGAGUCCCAAUUUUCUCUCCUGGUGGAUAUGAGCCACCCCCAUAUGUUGGAAGUGGCCAACGUUGAUUUCGGCUACUACCUUCCGUUUUCUCGUAACUUGACCAAAAUCAGUGCUUCCAAGUCCAGGAUGUCCAAAGUGUGUAUUGGCCCAGACCAAAUCUUCAAGGCCUUCACCCAACUUCCCAAAUCGAAGCACGAACUAGUGACAAAACCAGACAUGUUUUCGAUGGAGACGUACCGAUUCCCCCAGGUCAACGGGAUUAUUAUCAAUCUUCACGGUACCUUUGGUGAGACGGCUCCACCGGAGAACUUGGAGGCAUUCAAUAACGCUGCUCACAGAAACCGGUUUCAGAACAACCGUAACAAAAAACCUCCUUUGAGCAACAAAAGUUUUGAUCGGUCGUUCGUGGUAAUCCCUGGACCCAACGGAAGUAUGAUUCUCGCCAGCGACUCGCUAGUCAUCAGAAGCCCCAGUGGGUGUGACUCAUGGAGCAAACAAUCAAAGUUACCAACACCUCCUCCAGCGCAGCCUCAGCAGCAGCAGCAGAAACUCCCACAAACUCCUCCACCAAAUGGGCCCUCGGCCCUCCCUAUGGUGACCCAACUACCACCAGAUGUUAAGGCCAUGUUAAAUGCGGCCCAACAGGAAAUCCUCAUCAAGGUGUCGUUGGAAACCAAUUUAAAUCUUCAGUAUGGACUCAUGUUGUGCCAGCAGAGUAACUGGGAUUAUCAACAGUGUAUUAUAAACUUUAAAAACUCGGUGGGCUCUCUUCCGCGUGAUGCAUAUGCGUCCUAAAAUCAUCACUUUGUAUAUACGUAGUCAAUACAUAUCCUAGAGGCUGGUUCCAUUGAGAACCACCCAGUAUCAUUG
Molecule: messenger RNA, 1892 nt
Organism: Yamadazyma tenuis ATCC 10573
Lineage: Eukaryota; Fungi; Ascomycota; Pichiomycetes; Serinales; Debaryomycetaceae
Gene: MEX67
Product: Mex67p
Biological process (GO): poly(A)+ mRNA export from nucleus
Cellular component (GO): nucleus
Molecular function (GO): RNA binding; protein binding
Source: RefSeq, a predicted model, not a curated record